Meloidogyne enterolobii is the source of this 236-nucleotide messenger RNA. NCBI's taxonomy places the organism in Eukaryota, Metazoa, Nematoda, Chromadorea, Rhabditida, Meloidogynidae. The record is from the annotation of a GenBank genome assembly.
UUUAAUAAUAACUAGCCCAAAAAUGAAGUUGAUACUGAGGGUUUGUAUUCAAAUGUGCUUAAUCGCAUUGGUAUUUUCAGAUGCCAAACGACCCGAACAUCCGCAAAAAUGUGGUGAUGAGUAUGAUGAUGAAUGUCCACCUGGAUACAUUUGCGAUUAUAAUGUGUACGUCAAGGUCAAACCAUCUACUACGACUACUACAAAGAAGCCAACCCCGCCUAAACCAAGCAAAAUAA